Messenger RNA from Acytostelium subglobosum LB1, 1827 nucleotides. RefSeq lists its product as hypothetical. Lineage: Eukaryota; Evosea; Eumycetozoa; Acytosteliales; Acytosteliaceae. The record is from RefSeq and is a predicted model, not a curated record. The transcript is spliced from 2 exons. Bases 1 to 1827 code for a protein of 608 amino acids.
AUGUCAGCCGAAGCUCAUGCUCUCGCUAAACCAGAGGUGAUCAAAGGUGCCCAACUACAUGCCGAUGUCAAGAUCGACAGAGAUACACCACCAAUAAGCCCAUCAUUGGCAGUUGUCUGCAACAACUUUACAGCGUUCAAACAUAUUUACAACAACUUCCCAAAUUGUACAACAUUGAACAAUGAUGAUAUUGCACGAAUAUUCCUUCAUGGCAACAUCGAGAUACUACAACUAUACCUCGCCACACCGACACACGGACUAUCAACUGACACGAUCAAACAUCUUCCAUUGGCCCUGGACACGGGCAACGAACAAUUUGUGCGUAUCAUACUCCAACAUUUCAACAUUAAUGAUUGGGGCAUUUACGAUCAUCUCAUUGUAAGGACCUUCAAAUUCUUGAAGUGUCAUGGCGUCAGUAUUCCAAUGCUGAGGAUGCUGCACGUGGAGUUCAACUGUCUCUUUGGACUGUCUCAUCUCUGGACUUCGGCUCUCAUUCAUUCAGUCAAGUACAACCUCGUGGACAGUGUUCAAUUCAUCUUGAACGGGUUAGGGAUAUCAAAGUCUGAGUUUAGAGCGAACUACCUCUCAUUGCUUGUCGUAUGUCUAAAGCUUUGUGCAAAGAAUGGGAAUGUCAACAUGUUCAACGUGUUCAAACCGCCAAGGAAUCUCAUCUUGAGGAAGAUGAACCAACUUGUACAGAAGGCUGUCAACCGAGGCCACUAUACAUUCAUCAAAUAUCUACUCGAUAAUCAUGUUGAUCACAAAAGGACAACACUGGCACAAUAUUUUGAUGGAUGUUUUGUAGCUGGCUCCAACUACACGAGGAUACGCAUCUCACCAAAGUUCGCAAUAAGGAAUGAUGACACGGUCGCCUUUGAUCAAUCAAACCUCGAUGGAAUGGACUCGGGAUUAGAUUUGAGUGCCAAGGUUUGUCGAAGGUUGUCAAAAUCAAUGGCAGAGUGCAUUGCGCGUCCAGGACGCGCCACCCCCUUGAAGAUGACAAACCAAACGAUCGUCAACAUGGUCGAAGCCAUUGGCAUUCCAGGAAGCAACAUCACCGACGAUAUGGUCUGCCAGAUGAUGACCAAUUGCAACAUCAGCCAUUCAUCCAGCUCGAAUGUCUCGCUGAAGAUGGCCGCUGCAAACUCAGCGCGACUGACACAGUUCUUACUGGCCUCACCUCACUUUGAACAAAGUCAAUUUAGAAACAUUUACUCCUUGGUUAGUUGUGUCAAUCAGUUGUGCAGGCCGACCAUGGAGAUAUUAUUCAAAUAUUUUGAGCCUGCAGAGCUCAAGAAUUUCAAGGAUCCGGCAUUCAGAUUCAUCGCCUUGUCCACAUCAUUGGAGGACAUUAUCUUUAUGUUGGAUCACCUGGUACAUAUCAGAAACAACCCAAAAACUUGUAUCUUCGCCAUCCUCAAUCCAAACCCGGAAGUGUUUGAACAUUUCAUCAACAUGUACAUAUUGGAGCAGUUCCAACUUGAUCACGGUGACAAUUUAUUGUACCAUUUCUCCUCUGAAGCAUUGACGGUGGACAAACCAUAUAUUGUACAAUUACUUCAACAACGAUUUCCAGGAGUUGAACUUGGAUAUUUUGUCGACAAACCAACAGUUGGAUCACUUCUAUCCUUGGGUGAUAAAAAUGCUUAUCACUCACUUGAGUUCCUCUUCAACUCAUCACACUUUACCAACAUGCCAAUCAAUCAACAAUUAAGUACACUAGAAUCAAUAAUCAAUCGUGGAUAUGACAUUGGAGCAUUACAAGUUGUCAACCUGUGCGCCAACAAGAUAAAGUCCAUCAGUCGCGACCCUGUCAACUUCUCAUGA